Portunus trituberculatus (swimming crab) is the source of this 2977-nucleotide messenger RNA. RefSeq lists its product as uncharacterized. Bases 139 to 1644 code for a protein of 501 amino acids. The transcript has 9 exons. The record is from RefSeq and is a predicted model, not a curated record. Lineage: Eukaryota; Metazoa; Arthropoda; Malacostraca; Decapoda; Portunidae.
CACCUCCGCGUCGACAGCAUGAAGUCACCUCGCACUCCACAGCCGUCAGUGUCUCCUGGUUACGGCAGCAGGUAGCACCACUUCGCCUUGGUGUUUCUCUUAUCUCUUGAGAGCUGAUAUAAGAACGACAGUCGAGAGAUGAGUGAGACUGAGACGAGAACACAACAGCAAACCAUGAGAGGCAAGAGACUCGCUGUGGCUGAGUUGCAGGCUGUGAAGUGGGUGGCGUCGCAAGCAGCAGUGAAGCGUGCGUAUGAUGGCCUCAAGCCCCGCUAUCAGACCCUUAGACGGACCGCCAUCCUCGGCUGGUUCCUUGUCAUGUAUGAGGCAGUGGUGGUAUGGUGGUGGACGUUCCUGCACAGCCUGCCGUGGCCGGAGACGCUCCUUGCAAUCCUAGAGGGAGCCGACAGCCGUGUGGUCGCAGUCCUGGAUCUGGCGCAGCAGAGGAUAGAGUGGUGGUGGGAUGCGACUGGCGUGCGGCUCAUGUGGCUGCGAGAGAGCAUCUUGACAUUCCUCGACUACUACCUCACCAAGAUCGACUCCUUCCUUCUGCGAGUCCAGGAUGCAAUCAUCGCCGCCCUCACCUACCUGCUCAGGCCCGUCGCCACCCUGUACAGGCAGAUCGUGCCAGCUACCAAGUGGGAGGCCGCCACUCGGGCACGGCGAAGGGACGAGCAAGAGAGUGACUUCAAUGAAGAUGACGACACUGAGUUCGGCGAGGACUAUUUGUCCGACGCUUCCACGGACUCACGCCGCCUGCUGAAGGCCGGUCCUGGGGCAGGCGUGUCUUACGGCCGCCAGUGCACUACCGCCAUGGCAGAGGGAAAGUUCAGGCAAGCCAUGUACCACCGGGUUAAGAAAGAACUUCGUGUUAUGAGGAAAAAUUCCAUCAGAUUUUCUUAUGGCAUCGUCACGUACGCCAAGCAAAUGGUGGAGCCUCGAAUGCGACCUUACGCAGACUCUUUCCAGGUCUCCUAUCAAAAGUGGGCAAGGGAGUACGAGAUUCAGGAGAUGAUGAGGCCCCUGCAGGAGGAGUGGAACACCACCAGGCCACCAAUCGCCAAGAUGCUGUCUCUCGCACAGGCUCUCUGCGUCGUUUGCCUCGCUUUUUUGCUUCGUCUAGCGAAAGGAAAGAAGAGUCGCAGAACUCGAUCGAUGCGCUCAGAGAGUCUUCGCCGAAGGGCUCAAAAUCUAGCUUGCACCAACAACAGCCAGCUGUCUCUAAGCCCCACGGCUCUCCAGCAGUCAUCCGAGCCAACGCCAUCUCACCCACUGGUAGUCCCGGAGAGUCUCCAGGCGCGAGCCCUGAAAGAAGACGACGAGGAUUUGGACGGUUCUCCAGCAAAAGACAGCGCUCUGGGAAGUGAGGACAACCGUUCUGAUGUGAUAGACAGCGACCACACCAUCUCACCCAUUGACGAAGAACACGACACUGAGGAAGACAGUGCUGCCGCCUCCCCUGAUGAACCAAAAGAUGGCACAGGCAUGAAAAUCAAUAAUGGCAGUAUCUUGCCGAGAAAAGAGGUGGGACAAGUGUCUCCCAAAAACAAGAAAGGUGUCACCAUCUUGACUCCUCAGCAAACGAAGAGGCAAGAUUACAGGAAAGGCAGUAAAUUCAAUAAAAAGGUCACGACCAUAAUCUAAGAAUAAUGACACAUGAAUAUUGUACACUGAGAUGUAUUCCAAUACGUGAUGCACGUUUGUGUCUGAGCCCUGAGGAAGAUUGUUACGUUUAAUUUUCGUGUCGCAGUAGAACGAAGCUAAUUGUAUUUUAGCUUAAUUUUGUUUUAUUCGCACCCAAUUCCAGACAGAAAAAAAACUCCGCGACUCCGAAGGUACGUUCCUAUCAAGGCCGUAGUGAGAGACACUUGCAUGUAUUUUGAUGGAAAUAGUUUGCCAGCAUUCGCAAAAAAAAGAUAAAUAAAUAAACAAAUAAAGCUAGAUAAAAUAACGAAAAGGAUGAUCCACGGAGGAAGAAAAUUUUCUGCUCGGCAUACUGUCAUGGUUGGGUCUGACAUUAUGAAACGCGCACGUCUUGUGUGUCUGGGAAAUGUAUUUUAGCUUUAUUACAUUACUAAUUGUUGUUUGAAAUUGUCACAUUUUCGUGUGUGGUGAGGAUGCCUCCGCUCACUUCCCUUCCGUCCCAGACCAGUGCCGUGUUCCGUUUGUCUCUUGCGGUUCUGCAGCAGCCAGCGCCAUGGGCGUCUGGAGGUGGACAAUACUCAACGCCCGAGUCUAUGUACCGGCUUCAGUGUUAAAUGUUAAAUAUGGCGCAGAAAGGAAAGCCAGUAGCUCGGGAUGUAGCCCACCAGAACAAAUUAUUCUUUUUUUUCGCUUUUUUUUUUUUUUUUUUUUGUAAGGAAACAUCCGACAAUUUAUGUUAGCAUGGACAGUUCCGGCCUUCAACACUUACCCAUAACAAAAAUAUAGCCAGGUUCUAACGACGUCCAUCUGUGGGGAAAGAAUUAGCUUGAAUAUUUUAUAUCAAUUGUAAGUUUUCCAGUGAAGUUCCUUAUGCAGGUUUAAUAAGGAGCUCCACGUGGUAAUGCUCAAUAUUUCAUGGACUGAGGCAGGUAUCGCCUCGUCUUGUAGGAGCCGAACACAAAGGAAAAGAAGCUUUAAUGGGUGUUGCUUUUUGUUUUCUAGCUUGUGCUUGCCUUCUUAUAGCUGCAGUUAUAGGGCGUAGGUUUAAAGCACCGCAUAACUAUUCAUUUCUUAUCAUUGUAUAUUUUACACAGUCUUAAUAACGGUUGCUUCUCUUCCACACUUUGUUUAGCUAACUCUUCUAUUUUUUUCAGCCAUAUGAUACUAAUGGUUUCGCUUCCCCGCUUGUGUUACGAAAUCAAUCGCUGCCUUUCCUGUAUGGAAUUAUUGUGAAAAUAUACAUUUUUAAAGAAAUAUUUAAUAAAUGUGUAACUGUGUUGUAGUUGAUAUUAAUAAUAUGUAAAAAAUAAACCACACAUGUUGCACCUCAGUC